This is a messenger RNA of Theileria annulata, 1251 nucleotides long. Its product is annotated as Tash1-like protein, putative. The transcript has a single exon. The record is from RefSeq and is a predicted model, not a curated record. Bases 1 to 1251 code for a protein of 416 amino acids. NCBI's taxonomy places the organism in Eukaryota, Apicomplexa, Aconoidasida, Piroplasmida, Theileriidae.
AUGGUUCGAUUUAAUACUUUAUGUAUUUUUUAUGGACUAGUUAUUUAUUAUAUAAGGAUUGUGUCUUCAAAUGUAUUAGAUUUGAAUAAUUUAGAUAAUCCAAAAUUUUAUACAAUGAGAAUUGUUGAACAAGGAGUAACUAAGAUUAUGAUAUUAUCUACACCAGAAAAUAAGAUAACUGAAAUACGUAGAGGUAGACUUUUGAUCUGGAGUCUAGAUCCCGGUGAAUAUGUUAAAUGUGUUACCGUCUUUAUAUUUCAUUGGUCCGGUAAAGUACUCAUAAAUUUCGAAAUUGAAAAUCCAAGAAGAACCGAUAUGUAUUAUCUACAUAAAUAUUAUUCACAUUUCAAAUAUAUCAGUAAAAGGGAAUUUGAAGAAGAAUAUAGAACAUUGUUAUUGAUUGAGAAAGAAUUAGAAUCUGAAAUACGAAAACAUAAAUCUAUAGGUGAAACAGAUCUUGGUUUUAAACCUACAAAACUUAGAAGACUUAUAGGAAAAAUAAAGCAUAGCGAAGAACCAACUAAACAUACACAACCUACAGAACUAGAAACUACAGAACCAGAAGAUUUAGAUCCAGAAACUAUUCAUUUUGAAGUUUCAUCAGAUGAUGAAGAAGAGAAACCACUUGAUCUGAGUAUUAAACAUAAAUCUAAAACUACAGAAGCUGAACAGAUAGAAACUACUGAAUCAGAAGAAAUAGAUCCAGAAACUAUUAAAGUGGAAGUAGGAUCAGAUGAUGAAGAUACUUGUGAGGAAGAACUCACGAAACAAGAAAGAAAAGAUCAACUAAUGGAUAAAUUAAAGAAGAUGAUAAAACAAAGAAUAAAAGAAAAGUCUAAACAUACACAAGAGUUAGAUCCAGAAACUACUGAAAUGGAACUAGAAUCAGAUGAAGAAGAGAAACCACUUGAUCUGAGUACUAAACAAGAUAGAAAACAGGUAAUGGAUAAAUUAAAGAAGAUGAUAAAACAAAGAAUAAAAGAAAAGACUAAACAUACACAAGAGUUAGAUCCAGAAACUACAGAACCAGAAGAUUUAGAAACUUCAGAACCAGAAGAUUUAGAUCCAGAAACUAUUCCAGUAGAACUAGAAUCAGAUGAAGAAGAACUUGAGUUACCAGAACCACUUGAUCUGAGUAUUAAACAUAAAUCUAAAACUAUUGAACCAGAAGAGGUAGAAACUACAGAACCAGAAGAGUUAGAUCCAGAAACUAUUCCAGUGGAUAUAGAAUCAGAUGAAGAAGAUGAGUAA